Molecule: messenger RNA, 13471 nt
Organism: Vicugna pacos (alpaca)
Lineage: Eukaryota; Metazoa; Chordata; Mammalia; Artiodactyla; Camelidae
Source: RefSeq, a predicted model, not a curated record
GGAUGCUUAAUACCAAGAUGUUUGGAAUCCACUGCGUUAAAUGGACACAGUGGUGACACAGUGUGUGGGAUGUUCAACCUCAUGUGUAAAUGCACUUUGUUGAGCCCCGAGGGGUGCCUGGUGCCAGCUGGGUGCUGCCCACUGCAGAGGCAUUCCCAGGAGCUCGCAGCGGGCCCACGCGCAUGCGUGCACACGGGGAGAGACAGGAAGAAACGUACAGGACAUUCACACGCAGAGGAGACACACGAGGACUCUGAGCCUCUCUCCCCGCCCCGCACCCCUCCUUCUCCCUAAGUCUGGCAUGGAUUUGGAAUGUGUAAUAACAGCCUACAGGGCAAAUUAGAACAGGGAGUGAACUCUCCCCAGCCACAGAGAACAGGGUAGUGUUUGGGGAGGGGAUUGCCACAGACUGGCUGUGUGCGUGUGUGUGUGUGUGUGUGUAUACACACGUGUACAUGCAUGGGUGGGGUGGUGUGGAAGGAGUCCAGGGUUAGGAAUCUAGAGGCCUUCUUCAAGGCCAUUCACUCUCCAUGUGGCCUCCCAGGGCAUCAGUUUCCUCAGCUGUGAAAUGGGACCAGUAGCCCAGUUCUACUCCCCAGACUCUGGGAGAUGGGCUGGGGGAGAGGCUGAGAAGGCUUGGUGAAUGUUGACAUGGUCCGUGAAUGCCAGGCUGCAGUGCUACAUGUAUGUUCCCCGGAGGUGGGAAGACAGUGAGGAGGACAGGUAAACUGGGACUGUAUCCUGAUGGCGAUGAUGAUUAAAGCAUUUAUCAAAUGUUUAUUAGGUACCUGAGAGAUAAUCUGAGCUGCCUGUUACAGCAGCCUGUGGGAUAAAAGCUGUGUUGAGACCUUCAACUUAUAGGUAGGGAAACUGAGGUUCAGAGAGGUUAACAUGGGCCGGUAGUAAUAAUCCUUACCUCCCGGGGCUGUUAAACAAGAUACUGUAAGAGUUUGGGGUGGUGCCUGGCCUGCAGGCCACACUGUCAACUGAGGGGUUAGCGUAGCCCAGGCUCCACAGCCAACUGCCCGGAUUUGAAUCGUGAUUCUGUCGCUAAGCUGCUGUGUGGCUUCAGGCAAGUCACUUACCCUCUCUGAGCCUCAGUUUCCAUAUCUGUUGAAAAUGAGAUUUAUAGUAGUACCUACCCCUGGGGCAGGGUUUUUUAACUUCAGCGCUAUUGACUGGGUUCGAGAUGGAUCAUUCCUUGUGGUGGGGACUCUCUCAUGCCAUGCAGGGUGUUUGGUGGCUUCCCUGGCCUUGACUCACUGGAUGCCAGUCGCCCUCUCUCCUCUGCACAGUGUGACACCAAACAUAUCUCCAGACAUUGCCCAAUGUCCCUGGGGAGCAGAAUGGCCCUUGACUGAGAGCCACCAGUCUCGGGUUGCCAUGAGGGUUGGAUGAGAGUGCACGUGUGAAGCACUGGGGCUGGUCAGAGCAACACAGUCACAGUGAUGAUGGGGUUUCUGUCAUUCUCACUUCGUCAUAAUUAAAAUCCUAAUUUUGAUCAGCAUGUGCCUUGUUCAAGGCUUUGCGCAGCGAAUGGGCAGCUGAGGGGGGAUUUCAACCUGGGGCUGGCUGACCCCAGACCCCCUGCUCUGGAGCCUCAGAAACCCUGAAUGCCGUCAUGGUUGAAUUUCUUAGAGGAGGGGCUGCAGGCAUGGUGGGGGGUUGGAGGGGCCUCCCCGCUGCCUCCUCCAGCCCCUGCAGGACCUCGGAAAGAGUUCAGUAAUUAGGAGGGUGUUAACGGCCCAACUCCUCCCUCCUCUUCCCCUGACCUUGGGGUCCCCAAUGAGGUGAACAGGACUGUGCCUGGGGAAGUCUAAUCUUCGCCCUCAAUGCCUGCAGCCCAGUAGACACCCCUCCUUGCCUCAACAUACCCCCAUUCCUGCAGAACAAAGCCCAGACUCACGCGGCAGCCGCUAGGGGUCUCCGUCUCCCACCUGGCAGGUGGAUGGGAACUGAUGUCUCCUGAGGUCCUACUAGGUGCCGGCACCCAGUGGGCGCUUCAAAUUCCUCAGGUCACUGGCAUCUCCCAAGAACUUUACCCAUGGUUACCCUGGUUUUACAGGUGGGGGAACUGAGGCCCAGGUAGAGGAAAUGAUUUGCCCAAGAUCACACAGAUGAUAAUGAACCAGGGCCAAGAUGGGGACCAGGUACAUCUGACUUCAGCACCUGUGCUCCUAACCCGUCCUUCCUCCUUUGACUAUAAUCAUUGACAGCCCCCAAUUUAAUCCUGGGAUCAACACUGGACAUGCUUGAUCUCAUCUAGUUCUUCCUGCAAAUGUAUGGAAAAGCUAUGACAGUUGUACCCAUUUUACAGAUGAGCAAAUGGAGGCUCAGGUAGCUAAAGUGACUUUCUCAAGGUCAUGCUGCACAUAAAUAGCAGAGCUAGGGGUAGAACCCAGCCUGUCAGACUCGAAAGUCUGGGCUCUCCCUCCCCACGGACGCCCAGAGUGGGGCGCUCUGACCCUCGGUGUGCCCUGCUGCGCCUGCCAAGAGAGGCCCUCUUGUGGUGCCCGGCCUUCCCUCCUGGCAGCCACAAAACAAACAAGGUGGGAACCAAUCUUUAUUUGCUCUUCUGCUAACGCGCUAGGAGGGAGAAACAGAGAAAAGAGGGCUUUUCAGACGUUUCCCCGCAGCCCGGGUGGGAUGGUAGGUGUUCCAGGAAACUCGCCCUUGGUGCCUAGCACUCCCAGCGGUGCGCUGCAGCGGGCAGGGGGCUGACAGCCAGCCAGUGGGGCCCUGUCCCUCCCUUGCUCCUGGCUAAAGGUUGGACCUGGGUUCAAGUCCAGCUCUUCUCCCUGCAAGCUAUGUGAUUGCCCCUCUUCCAGCUUCGUUUUCCUCACCUGAGAAGUGGGAACAGAUAGCACCUUUGUCUUCAGGUCGUCUGUCUGAAUGGCGCCCUUCUAGGUGCAGGGGAUGCAGGAGUGAACAAGACAGAGGACAUUCCUCCCUCCUGGUGAUCACAGCCUGGGAGUUAACUAGCCCCACGAACAAGUGGUCAGGGAGGGCUUCCCAGACGAAGGAAUGAGAGCUGGGAACACAGGUGGGCAGGAGUUAACCUGGCAGAGACGGGAGGGAAGGGGUCAGCGCUUGGUGCCAUGGGGAGCAGAGUUUGUGCGCUGUGAGGAGUUAAGUCUUGGAAACUUGAUUCCUGUCCUGUGAAAUGGGGGUCAGAAUGAUGGUGCUGGGUGAGGAAAUUGGGUGCUACUGGCUCCCACAGUGUGUUCAUGUGUAUUUUCUGAGCACCUACUAUGUCUGAAGCGUGCUUUUAAUGGUUGUGUUUUAGUAAGUGCUUACUAUGUGUCACCUGACACACAGUAAUGCGUGCUUUGUUUCAGAAUCCCCAUUUCACAGAUGGGGAAACUGAGACUGAACCAUCCACCUGCCCAACAUCACACAGUUGCUAAAUGCGGAGCUUGGAUUUGAACCCUGCUCUGGGGGCUCUGAAGCCAGUUUGGCUGGCCAGGAGUAAGCCCUGGGCUCCAGGUUUGGGGUCCCAGCAUGACUCUGAGGCCCUUCCUCCUCCAGCUAAUGUCCAGGGUCUCUGGACCUGAGGCAGACUCGUGUUUCCAGGUCCCUGAAAGAGGCUCCUGUUGCAACUCCUGCCCGGGGGCUGGCGGCCAACCACAUCUGGGAGUGGCCACCCUGCACCCCUGUCAUUACAACGGUGGCUUUGAAGCAGCUGGCAGCAGUGCUGUUUGCCCAUGUGGGAGGGGGCUUCCUGGAACUGGCCUGACUCCCCUCCCAUUCAUUCUCUUGCAGGCCGAGCAGGGCAGACUGGUCCCGGGGCAGCAUGGCAGAUCCCAGCGAAGGCCCCCGCACAGGGCCUGGGGAGGUGGCCGAGCCCCCCGGGGAUGAGAGUGGCACCCCUGGUGGGGAGGCCUUCCCCCUCUCUUCGCUGGCCAACCUGUUUGAGGGGGAGGAUGGCUCCCCCUCCCCCUCACCGGCUGAUACUGCUCGCCCCGCCGGCCCAGGCGACGCACGACCCAACCUGCGCAUGAAGUUCCAGGGCGCCUUCCGCAAGGGGGUGCCCAACCCCAUCGACCUGCUGGAGUCCACCCUGUACGAGUCCUCGGUGGUGCCCGGGCCCAAGAAGGCGCCCAUGGACUCGCUCUUUGACUACGGCACCUAUCGCCACCACCCUAGUGACAACAAGCGGUGGAGGAGGAAGGUCAUAGAGAAGCAGCCACAGAGCCCCAAAGCUCCCGCGCCUCAGCCACCCCCAAUCCUCAAAGUCUUCAACCGGCCUAUCCUGUUUGACAUCGUGUCCCGGGGCUCCACCACCGACCUGGAUGGACUGCUCCCCUUCCUGCUGACUCACAAGAAACGCCUGACUGACGAGGAGUUCCGGGAGCCGUCCACCGGGAAGACCUGCCUGCCCAAGGCCCUGCUGAAUCUGAGCAACGGCCACAACGACACGAUCCCUAUGCUCCUGGACAUCGCGGAGCGCACGGGCAACAUGCGGGAGUUCAUCAACUCGCCCUUCCGGGACAUCUACUACCGAGGUCAGACCGCCCUGCACAUUGCCAUCGAGCGCCGCUGCAAGCACUACGUUGAGCUCCUGGUGGCCCAAGGUGCUGACGUCCACGCGCAGGCUCGGGGGCGCUUUUUCCAGCCCAAGGAUGAAGGAGGCUACUUCUAUUUUGGUGAAUUGCCCCUGUCGCUGGCUGCCUGCACCAACCAGCCCCACAUCGUCAACUACCUGACGGAGAACCCCCACAAGAAGGCGGACAUGCGGCGGCAGGACUCCCGUGGCAACACGGUGCUGCACGCGCUGGUGGCCAUUGCUGACAACACCCGCGAGAACACCAAGUUCGUCACCAAGAUGUAUGACCUGCUGCUGCUCAAGUGUGCCCGCCUCUUCCCCGACAGCAACCUGGAGGCUGUGCUCAACAACGACGGCCUCUCGCCCCUCAUGAUGGCUGCCAAGACGGGCAAGAUUGGGAUCUUUCAGCAUAUCAUCCGUCGGGAGGUGACAGACGAGGACACCAGGCAUCUGUCCCGCAAAUUCAAAGACUGGGCGUACGGGCCGGUGUAUUCCUCGCUCUAUGACCUCUCCUCCCUGGACACAUGUGGGGAAGAGGCCUCUGUGCUGGAGAUUCUGGUGUACAACAGCAAGAUCGAGAACCGCCACGAGAUGCUGGCCGUGGAACCCAUCAAUGAACUGCUGCGGGACAAGUGGCGAAAAUUUGGGGCUGUUUCCUUCUAUAUCAAUGUGGUCUCCUAUCUCUGUGCCAUGAUCAUCUUUACCCUCACUGCUUACUACCAGCCACUAGAGGGCACUCCGCCGUACCCUUACCGCACCACGGUGGACUACCUGAGGCUGGCCGGCGAGAUCAUCACACUCUGCACCGGGGUCCUGUUCUUUUUCACCAACAUCAAAGACUUGUUCAUGAAGAAAUGCCCUGGAGUGAAUUCUCUCUUCAUUGAUGGCUCCUUCCAGCUACUCUACUUCAUCUACUCUGUGCUGGUGAUUGUCUCAGCGGCCCUCUACCUGGCGGGAAUUGAAGCCUACCUGGCCGUCAUGGUCUUCGCCUUGGUCCUGGGCUGGAUGAACGCCCUUUACUUCACCCGUGGGCUGAAGCUGACGGGGACCUAUAGCAUCAUGAUCCAGAAGAUCCUCUUCAAAGAUCUUUUCCGCUUCCUGCUGGUCUACUUGCUCUUCAUGAUCGGCUACGCUUCAGCCCUGGUCUCCCUCCUGAACCCAUGUGCCAACAUGAAGGUGUGCAGCGAGGACCACACCAACUGCACGACGCCCACGUACCCCUCCUGCCGCGACAGCGAGACCUUCAGCACUUUCCUCCUGGACCUCUUCAAGCUGACCAUCGGCAUGGGCGACCUGGAGAUGCUCGGCAGCACCAAGUACCCUGUGGUCUUCAUCAUCCUGCUCGUCACGUACAUCAUCCUCACCUUUGUGCUGCUCCUUAACAUGCUCAUCGCCCUCAUGGGGGAGACGGUGGGCCAGGUCUCCAAGGAGAGCAAGCACAUCUGGAAGCUGCAGUGGGCCACCACCAUCCUGGACAUCGAACGCUCCUUCCCCGUGUUCCUGAGGAAGGCCUUCCGCUCGGGCGAGAUGGUGACUGUGGGCAAGAGCUCGGACGGCACUCCGGACCGCAGGUGGUGCUUCAGGGUGGACGAGGUGAACUGGUCUCACUGGAACCAGAACUUGGGCAUCAUUAAUGAGGACCCUGGCAAGAACGAGAGCUACCAGUACUACGGCUUCUCACACACCGUGGGCCGCCUCCGGAGGGAUCGCUGGUCCUCAGUGGUGCCUCGCGUGGUGGAGCUGAACAAGAACUCGAACCCGGACGAGGUGGUGGUGCCUCUGGACAACAUGGGGAAGCCCAGCUGUGAUGGCCACCAGCAGAGUUACCCGCCCAAGUGGAGGACUGACGAUGCCGCCCUCUAGGCGCUGUGGGCAGGAACAGGGUCCCCUCCACUGCCCACUUCUAGUCCACUUGCAUUUCAGUGGCACCCCCCGGGGUGUCCCCUGCACCCUCCUUCAGCCCCCAGAGGUGAGGGCUGGGCAGAGAUGCCGGGGAGGCCCCAGGACCCUCUGGCUCCCCCACCCCACUCCCCAGGCACCAGGCUCCUGGCCGCCUUUCUCACUCCCAUGGAGUCAGCUAAGCAACACCAGGGCCUCUUUGCCUUUCCAUUUAUUUAUUUGCUCUGCCCUAGGAGAGCGGCACGACCCCUGCCCGGAACUGGAGCCUGGCAGAGGCCUCAGGACCCCGUCCCAGGGGCACCGCGGGCUGAGCCCCCAGCCCCACCCUGCACCCUGGGCCGCUCAGGCCACCGUGUGCUGAAGCGUGGUGGCUUUGCCAAGGGGCCCGCCUUCUGUGUGUUCUGUAGGAGGCCUGGGAUUGUCGGUGCUCAAUAAAUGUUCGUUGAUGGUGGAAAUGGUGGGGACAAUGGUGGGAGGAGCGUAGCAGGCACAGGGUGUUGGCAUGGAGAUGGGAGAGCUAAGAAAUGCCUGCGGGGGGCGGGGAUGAGAACGAGGGGCAGUAAUAAUGACCAAGGUGGUGUUUAGGGUGAUGGUUGGGGGGCUGGACUAGGGGUGGUGGCCUGAGAGAUGGGGGUGAGAUAGAGUGUGAUACAGAAGAUAGAGCUGAAGAGAGGAGGUGACAGUAGGCUGGUGGAGGGAUAAUGGUGCUGGCGGGGUGAAAGUCAGUCUGGUCAGGUUAUAGGAAUGCUGGGAGGGGAUAAUGACACUGGUGGGGGGACAGGAAUGCUCAUCAUGGCCUGGUGACACUGGUGGGGGUAACACUGUGCCAGCGUGGGGAGGACAGCUGCUGGGGAGGGCCAGAGCCGAGGUGGAGAUGACAGCCCUGGAAAUGGGUGUGCCAUCAAGUGUCUGCAAUGGGGGGAUGGUGAGGGUGAGAGUGGCCUUAGUAAGGACAGUGGUGGCGACUGGAGUGGUGACAGUGCUUGUGGAGCCUGGGGUGGGGACGGGACCACGUGCCAUCAGAGCUGUGAAUGUGAGUUGGAGCUGAAGGCUGACCUGCUUCCCUUUCGAGGGCAGCCAUUCUCCCCAGGGUCACACCCCACUGCUGAUCAAGCCCCCUGGUUAUGAGGAGGGACCCCACAGACACCGCAUCCUGCUGCUCCACCCUGGAGCGGAGGAACCUGCAGUCAGCUGAAGUUGCCCUCUGACCUCCCAGGUCCCUGCUCGGAUGAGGUCUGAGGUCCCCUCUGAAGCUUCAGUUGAGAAGCGUUUGGGUCUCUGAGGACCGGGCCAAGGGCGGCUUCAGUGGGAGAAGCACAGGGCAUGGGGUCUGCAGACAUGGGCUUGCCCCUUUGGCCCAAACUGUGGCAAUGGGUCACUUUACUCCUCUGGGCCUCCAAGUCCCCAUCUGCCGGAAGGAUGAGACUCAGUUACUUGAGGGACUGGAGUCUAUUCAGCAAAAGGAGAACCAAGCUGACAUGAAUUGUGUUGCCACUGAGGGUGGCUGGGGGGCGCCAACCUUCCCAUGGACCCAUUCUUUCCAUCUCCCUCUACGUUGCCUUCCAGGGGCUGAUGGGCUCUCCUUGUGGUCCACAGAUGACCCAGCUCCUCCCAGGGCGGCAGGCUUCCUCAUUCCAACCCAACACAUACACACACACAGAUGGUCCUCACCCAGCAUUCUCAAAGGAGGUCCCAAGAGCCAUUCUGAUUGGACGGACUGGGGUCACAUGUCAUGCCUGAGCCAAUCCCGUGACUGGAGGUGGGGAUGCCCUCCCUGACUGAGCCAAGCCUUCUGGGUAAUGGUGGGUAGGUCCUAAACGUUGAGCCUCAGUGUCCUCAUCUGUAAAAUGGGGCACAGCUUUUCAUGAAGAUCAAGUAGUUCCCUGGGCUUUUCAAGGAAGAGACGAUUGUGGUUGUAGUGUUUGUAUAGCUAUGUGCUUGGGGCAGCAAGUCACAGAGAACUUGAAGGAAAGAAUGUUUAUUGUCUUAGCAGGAAGUCUUCAAGUUAGGGAGGGCAGGAAAGCUGGUGAAUUCAGUCUCUGUGAUUCAUGAAGGGUUCAGCCAGCUCCUUUAUCCCUCCAAGCAUUUAUCAGGUACUGAAGGUACUAAGCUAGGCACCACCCACCAGGUGUGCUGGCUUUUUCUUCACACGGGCUUCCAUCGAAGACACAAGAUGGCGCCACCAUAUCAGGCAUCGCAUCCAGAGGAAGAAGGAGAGAUGGUUCUUCCUGGGUCUCUUUUAAUGGGAGAGGAAACCUUUCCCUGAAGUCCCCCAGCCAACCUCCCUUCUUGUAUUAUUGGCCAGAAUUGUGUCACGUGUCCCACGCUCCAGCCAAUCAGCAGGCAGGAAGCAGCAAUUGCCCUAAAGAAGAAGAAGGCAAUAUGGAGGAAGGUAGUUUCCCCAGCCUGGUCUGAGUUGUGUGGGCAAGGAGGGUGGGGAAACCAGGAUUGCCUAGGCGGCCAGUAACAGCUUUUCCCAGAUGCCCACCCUCCCCUCCAUCUUUCUAGUUGGAGGGUGGGCAACACUGUCACGGAAAAUGACAGUGACUCAUUCUGGGGCUGUAAAGAGAUUGUUUCUCUAGGGGCCUAUGGGAUGGGCUGGCCCAUAAGAUCAAAACACCCUUUCAGCUCAAAAAGACUCAAUCGAUUAUUGAGGUGAAUGCCUCAUUCACUGAUUUUUUAAAAAUCAUGAAAUAAUUAUAGGCUAUGAAUUUUCCUCUGAGGACAUUUUUAGCGAAAUAUAUAGUAACUUCUUCUACCGUGAUUUUCUAACUAUUUGAUGGUUUGGGUGUUGAUCUUCAAUAAUUCAAAAGCAGUUUAGGUGGGGAUUUAAAGUAUUUUCAAGUCUUUGAGAUUUCGUGUUCCUGUAAGACCUUAAAGAUGACCUUUCCCAUUGUCUUUCAGCAUAUAGGACAUGUGCUGGUGGUAUGCCAAAAUAUUUCCAGGGGACAUACUGGACAUAGAAUUACUUAGAGGAAAACAGCCUUCCGACGGGUCUCAGUUUGAUGCUUCUGGAAUUUUAAUACCGUUCCAAUACUUGCUAAUCUCUCUUUAAUGGAGAAAAACCUCAGGCUCAGAAUCUCUGAAAGGCAAAGCUAGAACCAGCGAUGGGGUUAGCUUCUCCUGGGCCACAGGGACUGAGGAUAGAGAGGGGCAGUUCCUGAGGAAAGUUGGAAUGUUGAUACCUGUGCUAGACUGUGUUGGCCCUGUGAUGGCCCUGACCCCUCUUUUAGCCAUUCCUUUGCAGUAUAGCUUUGUCUUUCCACAGUGGGUAAAGCAUGACUUUGCACCCCUGGGGUUGGUCAUGUGACUUUUUUUUUGGCGGGGUGUAAUUAGGUUUGUUUUUAGUGGAGGUACUGGGGAUUGAACCCAGGACCUUCUGCAUGCUAAGCAUACACUCUACCACUGAGCUAUACCCUCCCCCCACCAUGUGACUUGUUUUAACCAAUGGGAUGUUAGUGGACAUGCCCAAGCCAGCCCCCAAGAGGAGGAUGAGAGACACGUGGAGCAGAGCUACAUCAUCCCAGACAAACCUCGCUGAGAUCAGCUGCAGAUGCGUGACCCCCAAAAGUUUCUUGUAUGCCGCUGAGUUUUUGUGAUUUUUUUUUUUCACGUGCAGGCAUCAAUUUUGUGGCAAUAGCUAAUGCGUACAGACAAUAGAAGAAAGUAAGUAGAACCUGGUCAGGCCAAAAAGACUGAAUGUCCCCUGCACUCUACGUUAUAGAUGAAGAAACAGUCUCAGAGACAGGAAACCUCUUGCCCAGGGCAUCUGGCUUGUAAGUGAUAGAGACAGAAUUUGAACCCAAGCAUUCUACCCGCCAGACCCCAUCGUGGAGAGAAAACACUCUGACCCCUGAGGGGUGAGAGGUGAUGAGGUCAGGUCAGUUCUGCAAUGAGCAAAGACCCUGGCUGUCGCCUGCCACUCUGGCUGAGUCCCUGGGACUGUCUCCUCGAGACACCCUCUCCUUUUGAACAUACCCCCUAACUUCAUUCCAACAAGGAUUUCUUACUAUGUGCAUGUAUGUGUAUUUAAUAAUGAUAAAGCACUUGUAUGUCAUAUUUGACAGCGGGGCUUUUUUCAUCCCAAGUUUAAAGCACUACUGGGAAAUAAUUAGUGCUACCAGAGUCAAAAACAAUGGGACCCCAUCAGAAAAGACAGUCUUAGAAACUCUCGGAUCUUAAUUGAACAAUUACCUCUUAUGCCUAUGAAUAGCUCAUUAUUACAAGCCCUGUUAUUAUUAGCUGUUAUUAUUGUUUUAGAUGAAUGCUGGGGAUUUUUUUUUUAAUCAAAAGCCAUUUUCAACCAUACUGUUCAUCUCCCCCCCCGCCUCCCCCCGCCCCGCGUACGCAUGCUUCUGACAUUUCCGAAUGUAAUAAUGUUGUAGUCAGCAGUCGAUCUCUACACUUCGCCUGGAUAACGGUGUCUUCUGAUCACUUGGGUUGUUUGGACGGGGUGGUUAGUUACUCCAGGGCUCUCUUCAUACUGUUACUAAUUUUCGACUCCCUGGUGAAAGCAUUUGCAUGAGAAUCCAGCACUUCCUGUCUUUUAUUUUUUAGGAAUCCAAAGUCAUCCGGGACAAAGUGAUCCUUGUUCACCCCCAAGCUUUUGAGACAGAAACAAAAGGAGAUGGUGGUGAUGGAACCAGAGGACAGGAUAGAGGGGGCAGUGGGGCAGGGAUGUAGGGCGGGAGGCUGGGUCAGGAGAGGCCAGGCUGGGAGUCCUGUGUUCUCAGAGGGAAGCACAGAAAGGAGGGGACAAAUGGACACACAUAAAGCAUCUGCCAUGUUUUCGGUGCUGUGUUCAGUGUUUGGUAUUCAUAUUUCAGGAACCAUGUGGGAGCUUAUAUACUGUUAUGAAUGCCUCUCCAGAAGUUGUGACUCUCUUCCUGAUUCACAGUACCUCAUUUUGUUCAGGGUACUCCACUCUGCUUCAUGGGCUUCCCUGGGCCAACUACUGUGACUCUCUUUGCCUUACUAGGUAUUAGUGUGGGAAUAGCCGUGGGAACAAGUUCUGACCCAUGAGACAAAAGGAGAAGUCAGCUGCAGGAGGAGGAGUUCUGGGGAAAUAAGAGAAAUAUAAGAAACACUUUCUUCUCUUUUGCUGGGCACUUUCAGGUCUGGGUGUGAUGCCUGGAGUAGCAGCAGCCAUUUUGUGACCAUGAAGGGGCUUGGUGGAACAGAAAGACGAAAAGGAUGUGGGUCCUUGAUGAUACCAUUGUGCUAUUGAAUUAACCAACUUUGGAGCCACUUCAUCUUAAGGCUUCUUAUAAUUAUUUGAGAUCAUUUUUUUUUCAUUUAUACCAGUGAGUCAGAGUUUCCUAUUACUCUGCCAAAAUCAUGAAGAUACCAGAACAAAAUUUUUUGCCUAUUUUACAGAUGAAGAAAGUGAGACCCAGUGAAGUAAACGCACUUGCCUGGAUGCGGUGGAGUCAGGAUUUGAACUCACUGUCUUAGGAGGAGGUGCCUGUUUGGGGCAGGGAUCAGGGGCGGUGGCAGGAUUUUUUUUUUUUUAUAUAGCAAUCUGGCCUUUACACAGCAUGGGCACAUUCUGUUUCUCCACAGCAAUAGGCUGUGAUGGCUUCUAACAGGUGAAGUUAGGUGGACCUGGGACUCAAACCCAAACAGGUCCCCACACCCCAGCUCAGAGUCCUCUUGCACCUCAAGGUGUUCAGUAACAGCAGAGACUCUCCCUCGCUCUUAGCCCCCCCCCCCCCCCCCAGUUUGGGCUGCACCCACUGGGUCCCACAGAUUCGUUGGUGGGGUGGCUGAUCCUGGAGAUCUGCCACCAGGGGCUGCUGUAGUCACACCCAUGAGAGGAGGCCUGAGGGAAACUUGGAACCUGGGGACCAGGGUGGGAGGAGCCCCUGGGUGAGCUCCCUGUUAGGUGUGUCUUGAGGCUGUAAGACUCGGGAAACCCCACCAUCACCACUCGCCACCCUCACAAGGAGAAAAAGAGAUCUGUAUCUGCCUCUGAAGUCUAAGGCCUAAUGGCUGUGUGCCCUCAGGCAAGUUGCCUCCCUUCUCUGAAACUCACUUUUCUUAUCACCUGUACUUCUCAAAUGAGGGCUUCCUCUCUCUCCCUGGGGGGCUUCCCCCUCCUUUGGGCCUAGCUCUACAUGGUAGACAAAGACCAGGUAGGACGUGAGGCCCAGUGACUCCAGGUUGGGGUUGGAAUCCAGUUCUUGCUCUGCUGCAAACUCAUUAGGAGCCUUUGUAUUGCAACUGGGGAAACCAAAGCCCAGUGAGGAGAAGGGACUUACUCAGUUUCCCCAGUUGCAACCCAAGAGGUAGGACUCAGUCUUCCCUGAAGUCUGGCUUAUACUUAGGGAUGUUAACAGAUAGAAAUAAAAACUUAGGUGAUGGAAAAAGCUAGGGAAAUGCUGAGUUAAAGCUGGAAGGCUAUCUUGCCUGCAGGACUUUUCAGAGCCUUUAAUGUGCUUAUGUGAUUUGUGCAUCUCAAGAUCAUGGUGGGGAGGAGGAGAUAGACAUCUGUUUUCCAAACUAUUUUAACAUAGAAACCCACUUUCCAACGUGAAAACCAGCUAGACCAGGCGAUGACAGAAAUAAUACACCUAACAGAACAGGUAGUGUUCUGUUCUGCCCAGCAGAUUUGACUACCCGUCUCCUACAUUUAACCGCACAUGGCAAGUGCUUUGUAAUAUUAGUAUCACUUUACAGUUGAGAAAUAGGUGGCUCAAAGAGGGGCAGUCACAUGCCAAAGGCCAGCAUCAGGACUGGACCCACUGGGCCCCACUGCACUCAGGGGGUUCCACUCACAAGACUGAUUUGCCCUGUCAUCCUGAUCACACAUCACCUGAUGCCGUCCUCGUCCUUCAAGUGCCACCACUCCCUUUGACAGUGGCUCAGAGAACUGGAAAUGAGGCUCAGAGUGGCCACGCAAGUCACCCAGGGCCACACAUGGAGCCUAUAGGAGACUGAGGCCAGUUUUCCUGCCUCCCCCCCCCACCAUCCUGCCGCUCUUUGGCGAGCUGGUGAUAGUGGUGAUUUAAACAAACAAACAAAAAA